This is a messenger RNA of Letharia columbiana, 789 nucleotides long. RefSeq lists its product as uncharacterized. The transcript is spliced from 2 exons. Bases 1 to 789 code for a protein of 262 amino acids. NCBI's taxonomy places the organism in Eukaryota, Fungi, Ascomycota, Lecanoromycetes, Lecanorales, Parmeliaceae. The record is from RefSeq and is a predicted model, not a curated record.
AUGGCCACGACACAAGUUCCUGGUGAAGACUCAUUUACGUCAGCCCUUAUAUACGCACUAGAAGCUUUGGUCGAGGAGAAAGGCAUGUCCACAACGGUGGAACUCCUCAGAAAGAUUAAGUCCCAUGCGCCCAACUUCCCUAGUGAUCAGAUUCCCGUGCUCUCCGAUCGAAGAGACGAUGCCCAAGCUGGUCGCAUCAUGCUUCAUCCACUCCACAGAAAUCAAGAAGAUGGCUCACGAACCGCUAUAUCAUCGGAAGAAACUUCCAAUCUAGAUGCUCUCAAACGCCACACCGUGACUUUGCAUUCUGAUUUCGCCAAAAAACCUCCAUCUACAGACAUUGAGAUUCUCGGCCGCCAUUUGAAUCAAAUUUUUGAGAGGUCCACCCUUGGUGUAAAUCGAGUGCGGUGGGGGGGUAUGAAACGAUCAGCGGCUGCCCGUGCUGUUGGAAGCUUUCAGGCUGGUUUGCAACGAUCUCGUCGCGCGAGCAUGAAACAGUGGCCGAUUUUUGCUACGAGUCGGGACUCACCGCAGGCGCUGGAGCUUGCAGCAACAGGGAGCGUGGGCGUCAACCCUCCGGUUGUCAGCGCCAUAUCAUUCCCAAAUUCAUCGAGCUCAAAUGAGGAGAGCGACGACGGCCACAUCUUAGUCCGCAGAGUCCGAAACAAGAAGCAGAAGUCCGAUACGGAUGGAGAAGAGGCUUCCCGAACGACACAUAGACUUUCCGUCGGAAGUCAUUGCUUUACCGUUGGCAGCCCACAGAGCUCGUCAGCUUUCAGCGCCUUCUAG